This is a messenger RNA of Sporothrix brasiliensis 5110, 1425 nucleotides long. Its product is annotated as transcription initiation factor TFIIE subunit alpha. The record is from RefSeq and is a predicted model, not a curated record. The transcript has 3 exons. Gene Ontology annotation, biological process: transcription initiation at RNA polymerase II promoter; transcription open complex formation at RNA polymerase II promoter. NCBI's taxonomy places the organism in Eukaryota, Fungi, Ascomycota, Sordariomycetes, Ophiostomatales, Ophiostomataceae. The coding region runs from base 1 to 1425 and encodes 474 amino acids. Gene Ontology annotation, cellular component: transcription factor TFIIE complex.
AUGGAUCUCGCAAAGACUUUGGUGCGCUCCGUCGUGCGGGCGUUCUACGAGACCAAGCACAUUCUCAUUAUCGAUGCGCUUGUAAUUCACUCGGCACUACGCGACGAUGACUUGGCCUAUCUCAUCAGCAUGAACAUUAAAGAUCUCCACAAGAUGUGCCAGAAGCUCAAGGAAGAUCGUUUGCUCGCAUCACACUCUCGAUCCGAGCUUCGCGAAGGGCAGCAGCGGCCCAACAACCGUACCUACUACUACAUCGACUACCGGCAGACGAUUGACGCCAUCAAGUGGCGCGUCUACAAGAUCGACAAGGACCUCCAGGGCCCCGUCGUGCCCCCCAGCGAGAAAAAGGAGUACUUUUGCGACCACUGCAAGGCCGAGUGGACCCAGAUGGAGGUGCUCGACAGCGUCGGCCCGGCCGGCUUCCUGUGCCACCGCUGCGGCACCGUCCUGCGCCAUGGCGACGGCGGAAAGUCGGGUGGCCACGAGCGGAGCACGCGCAUGAACAACCAGUUCAAGUUUAUCACGGACCUGCUGCCCAAGAUUGACAGCGUCGUCAUCCCCGACAACGAUUUCGAGGCGGCCUUCAACAGCCGGCGGGCCGUGAUGCGCGACGCCAUGCACCAGACGCACACGAGCAUUGGCGUGGACGCCAUGAACCGGCCGACAGCCGUCAAGGGCAUGGCCAACACGGGCCCGAGCACGCUGUCCGUGUCGAUCCAGGCCGGCAAUGGGCCGACGGAGGAAGAAAAAGCCGAGGAACGCGCGCAGCGCGAGCGCGUGGCCCAGCAGAACGCGCUGCCGAGCUGGAUGUCCAGCAGCACAAUCACGGGCGAGGCGUUCAAAACGGACCAGGUGGCAGGCGUCCAGGCGCUGGACGACGACGUCAAGCACCCGACAGCCAAGGCCAAGACGGACGCCACGGCCGAGGCCGACAUUGACGACUACUUUUCGCGGCUCAAGCGGCAGGCGGCCGAGGAGGCGCAAAAAAACCAAAACGGCAACGACGACGACGGGGAGGACGACGAAGACGACGACGACGACGACGAAGAUGACGAGGCCAUGUUCGAGGACGUGGUGCAGACGGGCAACAACUCGGGCGCGGCCACCCCCGCCAGCCCGGGCGGAGGGCUGGCGCCGCCGCCGCCACGAAACGCGGCAUCGCCACCCCGGUCAACGCCGUUUGGUGUGGGCAACGGCACCAGCACACUGCCCAAGGCGCCAUCGCCUCUGCGCCAAGCACACUCGCAGAGCAGCCUGAAGCGAGAGGCCAUGUCCGACCCGCCAAGCCCAACAAGCUCGCCUAAGAAGAUGAAGUUGGAGGACGGGGCGACCGAACCCGCUGCAGAACCGGCCAAGGUGGUGGUCAAAGCGGAGGCCGAAGACAGCGACGAGGACGAGGAAGGCUUUGAAUUUGAGGAUGUAUAA